AUGAACAGUGUCCCCCAUCAGAUUGAUGAUGUCACUGCCCUUCUGGCUACCGCAGAGAAGUUACAGUUGAAGGACCAAGUGAUCGAGUGCGCGGCCAUGUGGCAGCUAUUGAGCUUCUCCCUGGCUGCCUCUUUUCUCCUGCCUGCAAUGGGUGAAGUGGUGAUGAACUUCAAAGCCUGCAGCCAGUUCUUCUUGGAUGGAAAACCUCCCGCCCUGAAGCCGAUGAAUCCAGCCAGAAUCUGCCAGUUCUACCGGGGCAAGUAUCGGUUUGCCACAAUGUACGACAGAAACGGGCACAUCCCUCUAUUCUCGGCAUAUAAAUAUCAGCCUGGUGGGAUGGGAAGGAGAAAGGAUUGGAAGAUCGAACCGCAGCUUGCCCUGCCUAAGGAGCGUAGCCGAAAAAGCAUGGAACUGGAAAAGACCUGUAAAAUUGACCGAGAGCUCCUCAAAAACAGCCAGGCUGUUUCUGAGGAUUACAAACAGGCUGUUCUAUACGACCGAGGACAUUUGUUACCUGUGCUCCAUCAACCGGACUGGGAUAGCAAAGCUGCGACCUUCACCUUAACCAACAUCGUGCCCCAGUUUCACAAACUCAAUCAAGGAAAAUGGGCAGAAUAUGAAAGCAAUAUGAAGAAAUACACGAUAGGGUGCCGUGAUACAUAUGUCCUCGUGGGCGUGGUGCUGGGGAGUCAUUUUCUCACUAGUCACAGAGUGAACAUACCCAGCCAUAUCUGGGCUGCCGCUUGUUGUGUGUCUCAAGACAAUCGCAAAAGAUCCUGGGCAGUCAUUGCUAGAAAUAAUGAGAAUCAGGUGUACCUGGGAACUUUGCUGGAUCUGGAAAGAGUACUUGGUAAAUGCUACGGGAAGAAGAACAUCAAUCUUUUUAACAGUGCUUGUUACUUAGGGGAUACUCGGCCAAACAACUUCACAGAGGAAAUACAACCAGGCUACAAACCUAGCACUUUACUUGUUCAGUGUGAGGCAUGA
Molecule: messenger RNA, 987 nt
Organism: Pseudonaja textilis
Lineage: Eukaryota; Metazoa; Chordata; Lepidosauria; Squamata; Elapidae
Source: RefSeq, a predicted model, not a curated record